Acaulospora morrowiae is the source of this 406-nucleotide messenger RNA. NCBI's taxonomy places the organism in Eukaryota, Fungi, Glomeromycota, Glomeromycetes, Diversisporales, Acaulosporaceae. The record is from the annotation of a GenBank genome assembly.
AUGCCAUCCUCAAUCUCAAAACGAUACAAAACGGAUUACUUCAAGAAUUCAAAUGUCAACUCUCCUUAUACAUCUCUCGACGAAGGUUUACCGCGACAUAGUGCGUGUCCUCGUUAUCACAAUGGAAAUAGCUACUAUGAUCGCCCUUUUUCAAACCAAUAUAUUAUAAUGUCUCAGGAACGACUAAUCAGACGAACGUUGACCCUAAUCAUAUUAUCCCUCUUGAUGGCAUUUGCGACCUAUAUAUGGUUUUCUCAACUUGAUCGAUCGCGUCUCAUUCCCUAUCAGAAUUCACCGGACAAAGAUUUACCUUCCUAUCCCAUAAUACCACCUGCUCGAUUCUCUCAUGAACAGAUACAUCUCUAUCGAAUACUCGGUAACGAUCUGCCACCGCGUCAUAAGCCUG